This is a messenger RNA of Sphaeramia orbicularis (orbiculate cardinalfish), 6433 nucleotides long. It is a transcript of the gene thada, whose product is annotated as THADA armadillo repeat containing. Gene Ontology annotation, cellular component: cytosol. The coding region runs from base 70 to 5862 and encodes 1930 amino acids. The transcript is spliced from 38 exons. NCBI's taxonomy places the organism in Eukaryota, Metazoa, Chordata, Actinopteri, Kurtiformes, Apogonidae. The record is from RefSeq and is a predicted model, not a curated record. Gene Ontology annotation, biological process: tRNA methylation.
UUUCACCAAAGACGAAGAACCAGUCUGUAGCAGAGCCUCAGCAGCACAUGCUGGAUUGUGGACAGAAUCAUGGUGGUGAAAAAGAGGACAGCCAAAGUAGAGGCUGUAGUGUUGGAUGAGGAGAAACUGCAAAAAUUAAUGGCAUCUUUGUCUGUGGAUGGAGGAGAAGAUGGAGUCCAAAAGGUUGCACAGACUCUUCAUUCCUGUUUGGAGUUAACGGAUCCGGUGCGACAGAUUCAUCUGGUUAAAAAGGCAGGUUCCCAGUUGGAGGUGCUGAGUGAAGAUCAGCCUGAUGGACCUCUGUUAGAUGCCUGUCUACACACAUUGGCUCUGGUCCACACCUCCCUUCAGGCCAAGAACCCUCUACGCCGUGCCAUUGCCAGUGCAUUAGGUUCAGUACCAGCCUGGUUAUCGGAGCGCGCUGUGGACCAUUUGUCCACCUGUCUGUCUGAAUGUAUGUCCAGCCAAGCUUCAGACCAGUAUCCACACAUUGUCGACACAAUCGCUGCCUGUCUUGACGGUUUUCCUCUUGGUGAAAGAUGUAUUCUCAAACUGCAGCCUGAAGUGUUGCAGUUCCUUCACAAGGCAUUGAGAGAAUACCUACAUCAAAACAGGGGUCUAACAGGACGUCACAUCGCUCAGGCCCAGCUGAUGCAGUCCUGUCUGGCUGCAGUGAAGGCCUCCAUGCAGGUGGUCCAGAGAUCCCAGGAGACCAUCAGUGCCUCUUUACAGUCUGAACAGGAUCGAAGGGAACUUGAGGACACACUGAGCAGCCUCUUGACCUGCUGCAUACACAUCCUCACCGAUGAGGAGUUCAUUCAGGCGGUUCAAAGCACAGCAGGCAUGGCGGUGGUCUUGUUGAUCCGGUCUGUCAUGGGUUCUGGAGAUGAAGUUGCGUCUGUGGUGUGCAGUUUGCUGCGUAGCUCAGCUCAGGGUUUGGACUCAGUGCCUCAGUGGCUGAAGCAGAGGUGUGAGGGUCUGUUUACCAGUGGUCGCCCGCUGGGGGUCUCUCUGUAUCUGUGCCACGGAGCUCUGGCCAUGUUGAGCUGGAAGGGCGCCCUCCCAGGCCCACAGUGGGAACAGCUGCUGCUACUGGUCCCAAACACACUGCUGGACCUGGAUGUCAGUGUAAAGGAGUCCAGUACGGCUAUGGUGGUUGCUCGGGUUCUGACCCUCUGGUCUGGAGCUGCCCUGGACUGUCUGCAGACGGACGCUCAUCCCUGUCCUCCAGGCCUCCAGCGAUGCCUCAGCGGAGGCUCUGAGCUACAGCGCCACCUUCUGGAGCACAUCUACUCACACUGGGAGCACCCUUUAGACGGAGUCCGGCACCAAACCCGCUCCCUGUUCCGCAACCUGCUGCUCCUGCAUCAGCACGCCGGUCCCUCCGUCCCUGACCGGACCGUGGACCCGUACAUCACCGAGCUCACACACAGCCUGCUCAGACUGGAGUGGCAGAUGAGGGGAAAGUACGGCUCCUUAGGCUGCCUCGUGGAGCUUUACGGGGCGGGGUACCUGUUGGACAUCCAGCCCCAGCUCCCUUCAUGUCUCCUGGGCCUGAUGGGGGACCAGACCCUGGCUCCUUACGCUAGCGACCUCUUGGAGCGGCUGUUUGUCAGCCACAAGGCACAGUUAGCCAGCGAGGCCAGCGCUGCAGGAAAGACCACAGAGGACUGGAUGAACUGCUGGCAUCAGGCCUGGGUAACCCCCCUGCUGCAGGUGCUGUGCCGUGCCAGGCUGGACCAGACCACUUACAUCCUGGACUAUUUCCUGCCCAAGCUGCUCCGCUGUAGCCCCUCCAGUCUGGCUCACAUGGUGCAGGCCUUGCAGAAUACACCGCCCUGCAGCACAGGUUCUUCAGGCAGUAGGGGGGCUUUGGGGGCACUGAUGACGUGUCUUCGAGCAGCCCGGGCUCAGGGGGUCAUCCCAUCCUCAGAGGAGGGUCUGUGGGGUGGGCUGGUGCCUCUGGCCCUGCUCCGACAAGCACUGGUCCACAAACACGAUCAAGUGAGGAUGGACGCUUUGGGUUUAGUCUGUGAGAGCCAUCGCAGCACCGAAGUUCUGACGUCACAGGAAAUGGAGCUCAUCCGCUACUUCCUGCCGGCCAAUCUCAAUAGCCAAUCACCAGGCGUCAGGCAGCAGACAGUCAGCCUGAUGAAGAAGCUGCUUUGUAGAGUGAAGGACAGCACUCAACUGUUGCAGAAGAAACUGGUCCAGGAGAGAGACCAGGACCAGAAAGGCAGAGACCAGCACACGCUACACCAGUAUAAGGAGUUCCUGCGCUGGAUGGGUGUUAAUCUGCUUGAGGUUUUGCUGCCUGGAGCUUCGUUCUCUAAAUGCAUUAUGUCCCUCCACCUGCUGGGUCUGCUGGGACAACUCUUCACUUUCACUACCGGUCCUGAUGUGUUUGCCCUGGGUGAGGUUGUGACUUCUGACCACGCUCAGAAUGUCCUCUAUUGUGUAGCCAGCAACUUCCUGGAAGUCAAACAGCUGGCCUCAGCAUUACUACGGCAGCUCCCGCCAUCAACUGUAGGACUACGGUUGGCUGAGAGAAUGUGUGGCGUCCUUCAAGCUGCUCUGGACCUCAGCACCAGUACCAAACCUUUUGACAGCGUCACAGCAGCCCACCUCCUCAACCUGCUGCUCCACCAGCCUGACCUGAGCCAAGCCCUGCAGCGCUGUGCCCAGGAGCAGGGUCUUGGAUUCCAACCUCCACCCCCACCUCCACAGGCCUCUGAGGCUCUCAUUUUGGAGCUCAACACUCUGGCAGUGGUUCAGUUCUUACUACAGUGUCUGCAGUCGGAGGUGUCGAGGGCCGAGUCAUCUCUGUUACAAGCAGCUGCCUCGUAUCCUCUGUAUGGCAGAGCUCACUGCAUCACCGCUGUCCUGCAGCAUCUAAACACAGAGGGUUUGACUCAGACCGAACGGUGGCAGCGUCUAGUUUCAGAGCUGAUCGCCGUGUGCUACAGGAUGUCUGAUGUGGUCUCUCCUGUUGUCCAGAGCUCCUCCCCUGAAGGUCUCAUCCCCAUGGAUACAGAGUCAGAGGCGUCGGCGGGGCUGCAGAGGAUCCUACAGGAGAUCCAGCCCAGAGACACCAAUGACUUCUUCACCAGCGCCAGAGAGUUGGACUCCCAGCAGAGAGACGAUCACACACAAACACCAGCACUGGACACAGGCGGCGAGGGCUACAGGGUGACAGCGCAGAUGGUGCUGGUAUGCUGCUGGCGGAGUAUGAAGGAAGUGGCCAUGCUGCUCGGACAGCUGUGUCAGAGUCUGCCUCUGCACUACACCAACGACCAUGCAAACACACACUCAGGCCUCAUCACUGAAGAGCAGGUGGAGGGGGUCGGCCUGUACUUCCGUCAGCAGCUCCUGCAGUCCCGUCACCGUGGCGCCUUUGAACUGGCUUAUGUGGGCUUUGUACGCCUCACCGACAUGCUGUGCAGGAGUGGAAGCCAGACCCUGCAGCAGCUUCCGGCUCGUUGGCUGACCGAGGUGUUGGAGGAGGUCAAAUCCAGCGACCCUUCAUCCAAACUGUGCGCCACACGACGCAGCGCUGGGAUACCCUUCUACAUUCAGGCUCUGCUUUCCUCUGAGCCCAAGUCGUCCAGUUGCAGUCUGUUGAAAAUGACCAUGAGGGAGCUGAUCGCCUUGGCCACGCCCUCUUCUGACCGCAACACUGACAACUCCACCGUGCCUCAGGUCCAUGCUCUGAACAUCCUCAGGGCUCUGUACCGGGACACCCGUCUGGGAGAAAACAUCAUUCCGUUUGUCUCCGAUGGAAUGCAGGCUGCCGUGCUCGGUUUCACCUCCCCUGUCUGGGCAGUGAGGAACUCGUCCACGCUUCUCUUCAGCACUCUGAUCACCAGGAUCUUUGGAGUGAAGAAAGGGAAGGACGAACACUCCAAAAAGAACAGGAUGACUGGUCGGGAGUUUUUCACCCGCUUCCCGGCCUUGUAUCCUUUCCUUCUGAACCAGCUAGAGGAGGCUGCUGCCACCGUGGAGAGUGACAGCGGUCAGGUGAAACUCCACCCCAGUCUGUUCCUUCUGCUGCUGGUGCUCAGUCGACUCUACCCGUCUCCCAUGGACGGCUCCUCAACACCUCUGGGACUGGCCCCUUUCACCCCCUUCAUCAUCAGAUGCGGUCGCUCGGCGGUGUAUCGCACCAGAGAGAUGGCGGCCCGGGCCCUGGUUCCCUUCGUGCCGGUCACCCAGGUCCCAUCCACCGUCCACGGUUUACUGCAGGAGCUUCCUCCAGAGCUCGGACCCAGAAUGCAACACAACCACAUCCACGGGACUCUGCUGCAGGUGCUCUUUCUGCUGCGCUCCUUCCAGACUGACUCACACAGACCCCUGCCAGCAGGAAAUGGCAUCGGCGAAGCCCUCCGUCGGCGUAUGUGGCUCGCCUCUCGGCAGAACAGCUGUGUGGUGACCAGAGGAGCUUUUCUUGAUGUGUUGGUUUGUCUCUGUGGGCCCAGGAUCAGUCUUCUGGAUGAUACCGAGGUCAGUGAGCUCCGUCAGGACGCUGUCUCCAUCCUGAUGUCCUCCGACCUCAUCACUUCCUCCACCCCCUUCAUCGCGCCGUUGCCCGGCAGCACCCAGUACCUGCUCAGCCUGGCCCGGGUGGCCCUCAGCGCUGGCAUGGAGAUCCCCGAGCUCUGGGGUACCCCUCAGCUCUCGACCCGGCUCCUGCACAGUCUGCUACAGAGCCCACAGUACGAGGUGAGGGAGCUGGUCCUGGAGGGGGUCCUGAGGAAACUGGAGGACGAGGAAGAAGAGGAAGAGGAAGGAACGGGGGGACCUCAGUGGCUCCAUGAGACCACCCUGGCGACCCUGACCAGCCUGGCGCUUCACGAGACACACCCCCAAUGUCUGGCCAAGGUCCUGGAGGUGCUGUGUCUGCUCAGGUCCAACGUGGAUCUGGCCUGGAGGGACGGGGAUCAGGUUUUGUCCCAGAAGGAGGUCCUGCUGCACCUCCUCACUCUGACCCAAAACUCUGCUCACAGUGUGGAGCUGCACUGCGCCGCCCUGACUCUGCUCUCGCAACUGGUGGUUCAGCUGGUGACCUCUGACCCCCAGGGCCUGGAUGAAGAGGCUCUGCAGUGUUUUGGUCAAUGGGGGGUGCUGGUGUGCUCGUGCUGCAGCGAGGAGCAGCCGGUGGAGGUGAAGCUGAUGGCGGCUAAAGUGUUGGUCAACUGUACGGCCGCGAUACUGACCAGCCCUCAACUGGUGCUCGGUUUGUCCACCACUGUUUCCCUUUGGCGGAGUCUGUUCACGCUGCUGCAGGACGAAGACCAGGAUGUCCGAGAUUCUGCGUCUGACUUCAUCUCUAAAGUCCCAGCAGCUUUACUCAGUGCAGAUGUGACAGGUGUGGCGGUGUGUGCUCCGGUCGCCAUGGACGCAGGCGUGGGGCUCCUGUGCCAGCUGUUUGUGCGGUGGGGGCGGGUACCAGCGGGGGUCCUGGCUCUGACAGAGUGGCUGCUGGGAGAAGAGGAAGGCGACCAGGAGGCAGCUGCAGACGAGGCUUCCAGUCUGGAUGAAGAGGACUUCCUGUUCGAGAAGGGGGAUCUGAACUUGUGGGCGGAGCCUGUGCAGUGGGUGAAGCUGCUCCACCGACACCUCAGGGACCUCAUCCAGACCCGGGACCAGACCGAGGACCCCGGAGACCCUGGAGCUGCAGAGUUCGAUCCGUCUCGGGUCCAGGCGCUGUCGGUCCAGGCCCAGUCCUGCAGCCUGAGCUCCCAGCAUGCCCUGGACUCCCUCCCAGCCCUGCCUCAGUUCUGCUGCACCAUGGAGCACGCCCGGUUAACGCUGCGGCACCAGAGGGCCACGCUGGCCCUGGAGCUGCUACAGAGGCUGAGGUAGUGGAAGGAACUGCCCUCGUAUUCACACACGCUCUUAUUCUGCUCAUUUUAGGGUCCGUGAUGUUUUAAACGAAGGGAAUGAAGCCAAUAAUGGCCUUUUUUAACUCAUGUGUUUUGUAAAUGUCACAGUCAGUGACAACCAGUUGUGUCUGAUUUCUUUUUUUUUUUUAAUGAAAAUGUCCUUGUUUUAAAUAAAGUUGUCCAAAAUUAAAACAUUAUUCACCAAUAAAUAUAUAUUUUUUAACAUCGAAUUUGUUUAAGACGGGUAGAUAGAUGAAACUUUAUUGAUCUGAGAAGGCAGCAACAGGAUGAAGAGCAAGAAAAUGUACAAAAAAUAAUAAUAGUAAUAAAAGGUAAUAUGAGAAAUGUAAGAAGGCAGAGAUUAGAGUAAUUAGAUUUCCAUUUCAGCUUUAGUAAGUGCAUAAGUAGGUCAUGUUUAGUUUUUUUUUUAAUUAUAUUUUUAAGGAAUUUCCAUAUUUUAGUGAUAGUUUUAGGUCUGUAUGUUUUAUAAGAAAACUCGUCAUUUAUAGAAGCUGAAAAUAUAGGAUGAAAGAGGGCAUGAAGUCAAAUAU